AUGAGAAGAGAUCACGGGACCGAACGAGAAGAACAAGACAACAGACUGUCUUCAUUGAACGUCAAUCUUGCAGACAACAGAGCAGGACUGGAUCGGUCCGAGGCGACGCAAAGAUCUGAAGAGGACAAGCCGUCUAAGAUCGACGAAGCUGACUCCGCAGAAGCACCAGUCUACUAUCACGAGAGUGGAGAUUUGUUUGCCGAAGACAUCGAGCAACACCUGGCGGUGUUACCAGAGAUGUUCACUGCUACGGAAGAAGUGACAAUUAACGACAUUCAGAUCGGCUAUCCGGACGUUCCUCUCACCGCAGAUCAACAAAGACUCAGAUCGCUGAUUUGGAAGACCCGUCACCUUUUUAUGGGGAAAGGCAAUGCUCUACCACCAGCGGCUCGAGGAGCGAUUUGUGAUAUCGAUGUCGGUGGAGCCGCACCAAUUGCGCAAAGAGUGCGUCCGGUCGCACCCAAAUAUCGGGAGAAGCUGUCAGAUCUCAUCAAAGGACUGUUAGCAGCCAAAAUCGUUCAGCCAUCCACGUCACCUUGGGCGUCUCCGAUAGUGGUGAUCAUCAAGAAGAACGGAGUGGAUAUUCGCCUUUGA
Molecule: messenger RNA, 594 nt
Organism: Peronospora matthiolae
Lineage: Eukaryota; Oomycota; Peronosporomycetes; Peronosporales; Peronosporaceae
Source: the annotation of a GenBank genome assembly